UGAUUUUAGUUGACCAUAGGAAAUAAGAGCUAGUGCGUAAACAUCCGCAAUACGGGUUUGAUUGAAUAAGCUCUCUCUCUCGCUUCCCUGCUUGGCUAUACUCAGUUGACUGUCUCCUCUGCUGUAGUCCACUGUCCGCUGUUUCCCUUGACACAGAAGGCACAAAAGACCCUGAGAGGUAUGGUGUGUGUGUUGCUGGAUGAAGCGUCAGUGUGCGAGAGACAGUGUGGGCACUUUCUUGGGUGAGAUAGUACAUUGUGUGUGUUUGUGUGUUUGCGUCUGUGUGACCCAGGCUCAAACCUCUCUUUGCAGCUGCCAACAUCAGGUAUGAAGAAUCGUUUACUAUUCCUUUGCCUAUUGGCCUCAGCAUUUGCUGUGUCUGUCAAAGGCAAACCUCACGACAAACAUCAAGCUUUAUCCAAGUCCUCACACACAGCUAAAGAGAAGGACAUUGUUCCAGAUGAGGCCAAUGAGGGGGAGGUCUUGCCGACUUUCAUGACCUUUGAGUCUAGCAGUCAGGAGCAGGAAGACGAGGACAUGAGCUACGAGGACAAUGCUAAUGUUAAUCUGGGUCCCUCCAAUGAGGAAGGGGUGUUCGAGGUGUCUGACAGUGGUGAGAGGAGCACACCUGUCCUGCUGAGCGAUAAGGCACUGGUGGACCUCCUCCAGGGGGAGUCAGAGGAAGAAGAGGUGGAAGAGGAGGAGGAGGAAGAAGAGGAGGAGGGAAAGAUCGAGUCUGAGGAGACACAGUCUGAAGAGGAGGAGGGAGAAGAAGCGGAGGGAGACUUGGAAAAGGAGGAGGAGGAUCAGGAGGUGGUAGAGGUGGAGGAGGAGGUGGAUGUGGAGGCAGAGAAAGAGGCAGAAAAGGUGGAGGCGAUGGCGGAUGAGGAGGAGUCAGUUGAGGAUGAGGAGAAGGGAGAGGAAGAGGAGGAACCUGUGGUCGGGGACCGAGGAGUAAAGCAAGAGGCUGAAGUCGAAGAGACGUACAGCAACACCGAGCCGGAGAUUCCAGAGGAUCUGGACUACGCAGGCGAUAGUGACAACACACAGCCCCUGGAAACCGAGCUUGAGGAAGGGAAACCCCUUGCCGAAGAUGCCCAGCUCCUCUUAAAUAAGGAAGAGGAGGCAAAGGUGGAGGAGAAAGAAGAACAAGUUAGCAAGGAAGACGAAAUCCCCACUGCCACUGAUGACUAUGAGUCCCAGCAGGACAUACAAGACACCGAGGCCUCUGAGAGCCAGGAAGUGCUCGGCCAGUACAAACUCCCUGAGGGAAGCAAGGACCAGGAGAAAGGUUCCAAGGACGAUUCCCAAGAAAAGGGGAACAAUAAAAAAGACGGAGACACGGACGCUGAACUCCAAGAGACAAAGAACAGUGUGGAUCUUGAUGGGACACGUCUUGCUGUAGAAGGGGGAGAAGAGAAGGAGGAGAAGAACAUAAACGAGAGAGCCAGUCACACCCUAGGCAAAGCUAGGAAGCAGAGGAAGAACCAGAGGGUGAGGAAGCACCCCCCACAGAGGGAUGAGGCACCGCCAGGAGAGGGAGUCCCAGACCACCAGGGGGAUGAGGGGGAGAAGGAGCACUACCGCACCACUGACAAUGCUGUCUACAAGCCCAAGCGGAGAAGAGCAGGGAAAUGGGCUCCUCUGGUGGGAAUGAACCCGGUCCAGAUCAGGGCGACAGUGGACCUCUACCCCAGCGCCAGGCCCUCUUUGGCGGCAAGCCUAUACAAACCCCAAGCCUCCGCUGCCGACCCUUGUGAGAACUUCCGUUGUAAACGUGGAAAGACCUGCAAACUCAACGAGGAGAAGAAGCCUAUGUGCGUGUGUCGGGAGCCUUCUGCCUGCCCACAGAGUGUCACUGACUAUGACCAUGUAUGUGGAACUAACAAUGUCACCUACGACACAUCCUGUGAGCUCUUUGCCACUAAGUGCAACCUGGAAGGCAGCAAGAGAGGCCAUAGACUUCACCUGGACUACACUGGACCCUGCAAAUUCAUAGCACCGUGUAUGAAUGGCGAACUGGUCCAGUUUCCUCUGCGUAUGCGCGACUGGCUGAAGAACGUCUUGCUGCAGCUCUAUGAACAUGACUCCAUGUACCCUGGCUUCCUCACCCCCAAGCAACGCAUCAGAGUGAGAAAGAUCCACGAGAGUGAGAGGCGCCUCCAUGCCGGCGACCACCCCAUUGAGUUGCUGGCCCAGGACUUCGAGAAGAACUACAACAUGUACAUCUAUCCCGUGCACUGGCAGUUCGCUCAGAUGGACCAGCACCCUUCUGACAGGUUCCUGUCCCACUCUGAGCUGGCCCCCCUGAGGGUCCCAUUGGUCCCCAUGGAGCAUUGUACCUCCCGCUUCUUCCAGGAGUGUGAUGCAGACAAAGACAAACAGGUGUCCUUCAGGGAGUGGGCCCACUGCUUCGGCAUCAAGGAUGAGGACAUGGAUGUCAACCUGCUCUUCUGAGUCCAAUCAGUACCUCAUCAAGCAACCAGCUUUAAUAAUAAUUUAACAAGAUCACCUUCAAUAAUGGCAGAACCACAUACCUUAAUUGGCAGAAGAGAGACUUGUCUUGAUUUAAACUCUAUGUUUUUGGGAUGCUCUGUAAAGUUAGCCUGGUGGAACCAGCCUAAUUGCUGUGUUCACCAUUAUAUUCAACUUCAAGUAUCAGUCUGGCAUUUAUCCUUAUUGAAACUGUGUCUGUAUGUCUGUAAUGAGAAGCAUUAUUCAAAACUAAGUUGUCAGUGAUGGGAUCACCUUAAACCAAUCAGAGGAUGACCUAAUUCAAAGCACAGGAUUUUGGGGGUGGGUUUUCUGAGAGGACCCUGAUUUGACCAGUUCAUUUCUACUGCAAAGUACAAUUGACUAAAAAGUCAAAGUGAGAAUGGACCACUGUCCUUCCAUGUCUUAUGUCAUAGAUGAAAGAGGAGGAUAGUUCAUGUUGUCUUUACAUCAGACUAAUAUAAAACAAAUUUGGAUUUAUAAAUAUGUGGAUGUUCUGUGAUACUGUAUGCAGAUACUGUAUAGCUGAUAGUGGUAUUAGUAGAGUAAGUGAUGAGAUUAUUUUUUUUAGCAAUUAACAAUGAUAUCAGUGUUAUGAACACAUUCCAAGAGGGGGAAGGUUUACGAGUGCUUUUUUGUAGAUGACAGACAAGAAAAAAGAAAUGGACUUCUAUGCAGGUGAGACCGAUCAAUUUACUUUUUGACCAAAAUAUUACAGUAUUAAUUUUAAACAUUUAAGUGGGAGCAUAACAAUACUUUUUUUGUAUGAAAACCAUUUGUAAUUGACUGUCAAAAUAAAUUGAGCUGUUAAAAGGAGAAAUUGAAAUGGCAGUAAUGGAGUAGAACAUGUGAUGUUGACAGAAUUACUAAGAGUUGAAUGCUGCAACAGUUUUUUAUGUCUUGCCUGAUAUAGCUACUUCACUAACCUUUCUAAUAAAAGUAAUUUUGACCUCAUCGGA
This is a messenger RNA of Salmo salar (Atlantic salmon), 3452 nucleotides long. RefSeq lists its product as uncharacterized. NCBI's taxonomy places the organism in Eukaryota, Metazoa, Chordata, Actinopteri, Salmoniformes, Salmonidae. Gene Ontology annotation, molecular function: extracellular matrix binding; collagen binding; calcium ion binding. The record is from RefSeq and is a predicted model, not a curated record. Gene Ontology annotation, biological process: anatomical structure development.